Vigna unguiculata (cowpea) is the source of this 557-nucleotide messenger RNA. RefSeq lists its product as uncharacterized. Gene Ontology annotation, molecular function: U1 snRNA binding; mRNA binding. The record is from RefSeq and is a predicted model, not a curated record. NCBI's taxonomy places the organism in Eukaryota, Viridiplantae, Streptophyta, Magnoliopsida, Fabales, Fabaceae. Gene Ontology annotation, cellular component: precatalytic spliceosome; U2-type prespliceosome; U1 snRNP. Gene Ontology annotation, biological process: mRNA splicing, via spliceosome.
CAUGGAGAUGUGUAGAAUACAAACAUGGAUGCGAUGAACAUUGAAAUCCAUAAGAAAGAAUAGAUGUGGUAGAGAAUGGGGAGAAAACUCUUUGUAUCGAGAUUAUCUUUUUACGCUACACAGGAACAGCUGAAGAAGUUGUUCGCUCCGUUCGGAGAAGUUGCCAGUGUUAAUCUCGUGGUCGAUCCUAAAACUAAAAGGACCAAAGGGUAUGGGUUUGUCUCCUACAACACUCAAAUUGAAGCGGAAAAGGCUCUGAAAGCCAUGAAUGGCAGGAUUGUUGAUGGAAGGCUGCUUUUGGUUGAACCUGCCGGCGAGAAAUGAGCUGGGAAGACCCUGCCUCGUACACAGUGAUCCAUUCGUCCAUGAACUAAUAUUUUGUGUUUUCAUCGUACCUAGAGUAAAACUUGAUAAAUAGCCAAGGGUCCUCGUUUUUUUUUUAUGUUCAGGGCUCCUCGGUUUCUUAUUCUUUGAUCUUCAAACAAUGAACAGCAUACAUUGUGAGAAACACCAGUUACAAGUUUUGAGACAUUGUGAUAUAAAAAAGAUUAGCACAA